This is a messenger RNA of Ictidomys tridecemlineatus (thirteen-lined ground squirrel), 603 nucleotides long. RefSeq names its product resistin like beta (gene Retnlb). Gene Ontology annotation, molecular function: hormone activity. NCBI's taxonomy places the organism in Eukaryota, Metazoa, Chordata, Mammalia, Rodentia, Sciuridae. The record is from RefSeq and is a predicted model, not a curated record. Gene Ontology annotation, cellular component: extracellular region.
AGUCUGCACUGCCAAAAUCCUCUCUGCUUCUCCAAAGAGCUUAAAGAGAUCCAGGACUGGUAAUGCUCUUCUUGGAUCCUUGCUCCCUUGAGACUGUCCCUCAGCGAUCUCAGCUUCUUUCCAUUUUCCCUCGAAGCUCCAGGACACUGACUUCCUACAAGAUGAAGCAUACUUCUUGCCUCCUCAUCUUCAUCUCCCUUCUUCAGCUGAUGACUCCGGGGAGUUCUCAGUGUUCCUUAGACUCUGUAGUGAAUAAAAGAAUUCAGGAAGCUCUCAAAGAGUAUAAACCCUCCAUCCCAACCAAGACAUUCUCGUGUGUCAGCAUCACAAGCUCAGGAAGACUGUCCUCCUGCCCCGCUGGUAUGGUCGUCACUGGUUGUGCUUGUGGUAAUGCCUGUGGUUCCUGGGAUGUACGGGGAACAACCACAUGUCACUGCCAGUGUUCUAAGAUAGGCUGGACCACUGCCCGUUGCUGCCAUCUGGCCUGAGAAGAAGGAGGCCGAGAACCCAAUUUUGUGAUGAUGUCUAUAAUGAAACUAUGAUUCCAACCAGGAAACAUCAUUCAUUACAAUACUGUUUCUUGAGCAGUAAGACCAACUUAAA